AUAAAAACAAAACUAAAAUAUUAAAAAAAUUGAAUGAUGUAAAUACCAUUAGAAAUCAGCGAUGAUAAUUCUUUUAAGUUUUCAUUAAGGGAAUUAUUUUUAUAUUUUGGUCCAGGUCUUCUCGUAUCAAUUGCUUAUUUAGAUCCAGGGAAUUUAUCAGCAGAUAUAGAUUCAGGAACAUCUGGAAAAUACCAUUUACUAUGGGUAUUAUUUUUGUCAACAUUAUUAGGAUAUUUUUUCUAAAACCGUGCUAUGACGCUAGGUUUAGUAGCCGGGAAAGACAUGGCUAAAUUAUGCCGAGUGUAUUAUUCUCGUAAAACAUCAAUUUUAUUAUGGAGUAUGUGCGAAAUAGCAAUAAUGGGGAGUGAUGUAUAGGAGGUUUUAGGAAGUGCAUAUGCUUUGAAUGUUUAUUUGGAUUAAAAAUCUGGAUAGGAGUAUUAUGCACUAUUAUUUCGACAAUGUUUAUUCUUUAAUAAAAUAAAUUGGAUAAAGAAAAUUGGAAUUUCUAUUUGCCUUUUUUAAUAGGAAUCAUGGCUAUUCUUUUUUUAUUGAACUUGGAUUAAUUCAACCUGAUCCAAAAGAACUUUUUAAAGGUAUUUUUAUACCUUAUGUUCCUAAUUCUGCAUUGUAGUAAAUGGUGGGACUUAUUGGAUCUGUUUUGAUGCCGCAUAAUUUAUAUUUGCAUUCAUCUUUAGUUUAAGAGAAAAAAAUUCACAAAUAAAAUAUUGGCUUGUUGAAAAAAUCUAUUUUCUAUUUUAAAAUAGAAACGGGAAUUUCACUUCUUGUUUCCUUUUUUAUUAGUAUGGCUGUUAUUGGGACUUUUGCUUUUUGGUAUGUCCCUGGUGGUGGUCCAGAUAUUGAUUUAACAUAAGCUGGGGAUUAUUUAGAUUCUCAUUUUGGAAUUUAUGCUAAAUAUAUUUGGGGAGUGGGACUUUUAGCAGCUGGAUAAUCUUCUACUAUUACAGGCACUUUGGCAGGUUAAUAUGUAAUGUAAGGGUUUAUUAAAUUUAAUGUUGGUAAAUUUAAAAGAGCUUUCUUUACUAGAUUGGUUGCUAUUGUACCUUCUAUACUUAUUGCUUUUUUGGGUGAUAGUAAUUAAGAUUUUAAUAAUUAUUUGAAUGUUUUAUAGGCUAUAUAAUUACCUUUUGCUAUUAUACCGUUACUUAAACUUUCUUAUAAUAAAUAAAUUAUGGGCAAUUUUACUAUUGGUAAAAUUGAAAUUACACUUUUGAGUAUACUUUCAGCAAUUAUUAUUGGAGUUAAUUAUUAUAUUCAAGUGCCAGAUAGUAUUGACUGGAGUUAAUUUUAGGUUUAUAUUGUCAUAAUUGUUAUGGCUUUAUAUUUCUUAUUUAUGGUUAUUAUUCUUUUUACUAAACUUAAACUUUAAUUGUAAUCUGAUUAAGAUUAGACUAAUAAUUCAAAAAUUUAUGAAAAACCGACAUAUGAUUUAAAAUAAAUUUAAAAAACAGAAUGAUUUUUUUUUAUAGAAUAAAAUUAAUUAAAUGAUUAGAAUAUUUAUUUAUAUCCAAUAUUAAUUGAUUUUAUAUUAUUAUAAUGUAUUUAGUUGACAAUUUUUUAUUUAUAA
Messenger RNA from Ichthyophthirius multifiliis, 1585 nucleotides. Its product is annotated as natural resistance associated macrophage protein, putative. The record is from RefSeq and is a predicted model, not a curated record. Gene Ontology annotation, biological process: metal ion transport. Gene Ontology annotation, cellular component: membrane. The transcript has a single exon. Lineage: Eukaryota; Ciliophora; Oligohymenophorea; Hymenostomatida. Gene Ontology annotation, molecular function: manganese ion transmembrane transporter activity; cadmium ion transmembrane transporter activity.